This is a messenger RNA of Colius striatus (speckled mousebird), 8101 nucleotides long. It is a transcript of the gene TMTC1, whose product is annotated as transmembrane O-mannosyltransferase targeting cadherins 1. Gene Ontology annotation, molecular function: protein binding; mannosyltransferase activity. Lineage: Eukaryota; Metazoa; Chordata; Aves; Coliiformes; Coliidae. The transcript has 20 exons. Gene Ontology annotation, biological process: protein O-linked glycosylation via mannose. The record is from RefSeq and is a predicted model, not a curated record. The coding region runs from base 1 to 2859 and encodes 952 amino acids.
AUGGUGACGGGCCCGGUGCCGGGCUCCCGCAGCCGGGACCGAGCCGCGCCGCCCCCGUGCCCGGCCCCGGCUCCGUGCCCGUCGGCGAGCGGGCGGCGCGGCGGGGCGGCGGCGGCGGGGGCGGUGCUGGCGGGGCUGUGCGCCCUCUGCUACGGCAACUCCCUGCGGGGCGAGUUCGUGCACGACGACGUCUGGGCCAUCGUGAACAACCCCGACGUGCGGGCGGCCGCCCCCGUGGCCGCCGCUUUCGCCAACGACUUCUGGGGCAAGCGGAUGGCCGAGAACACCAGCCACAAGUCCUACCGGCCCCUCUGCGUCCUCACCUUCAAGUUAAACAUAUUGCUGGCUGGUAUGAACCCCUUCUAUUUCCACGCAGUGAAUGUAAUUUUACACUGUCUAGUGACUCUUGUACUGAUGUACACUUGUGACAAAGCUGUGUUCAAGGACUGUCGACUUGCUUUUGUCACGGCGCUGUUCUUUGCUGUGCAUCCCAUUCACACCGAGGCUGUAACAGGUAUAGUAGGCAGAGCGGAUGUCCUAGCCUGUCUACUCUUUCUGUUGGCUUUUCUCUCCUAUAAUAGGAGUGUGGAUCAGCUUUAUGUUGGGGAACAUUUCCCUCCCACUGCCUCCCCAUUCUUUUUGCUGCUUAGUUUAUUCCUUGGGACGUGUGCAAUGCUGGUGAAAGAAACUGGAGUCACUGUGUUUGGUGUGUGCUUGGUUUAUGACUUCUUUUCCCUCUCCUGCAAUGGACUCAAACUGAGAAAUGGAGGGAUCCACCAGAGACUUGCCCGGCAGCCGACGGCCUCUCCCUCUGCCCCGCUGCAGGUGCCUCUGGCUGGCCGGGAGAAUGGGAAGCAGCGCUUUGCUCACCGGGGCACCUGGAGCUCCUGCCACCCGGUGUCACCCGAGGAGCAGCGCAGCGGUGGCCUUUCUGUGCCCAGCAAAGCCAUGUGGGCCAUUCGGAGCUACUUGACUGCAAAUAACAACCAGAAUUUCUUGUAUACUGCAAGGCCUUUUUUGAAGAGAGCUGCUUUGGUGAUAAGCUAUGUGAUUCUCGUGUUGUAUUUCCGCCUCUGGAUAAUGGGAGGAUCCAUGCCAAUGUUUUCGGAGCAGGACAAUCCAGCUUCAUUCUCACCGUAUUUUCUGACGAGGUUUCUAACUUAUUCCUACCUUCUGGCCUUCAAUGCGUGGCUUCUGCUGGCACCAAUCACCCUGUGUUACGACUGGCAGGUCGGUAGCAUCCCUUUGAUCGAGUCCAUCUGGGACACGAGGAACUUGGCCACAGUAUUCCUGGUGCUGGUGAUGACAUUACUCAGCCUACACUGCAUAGCUGCAUUCAAGAAACUGGAACACAAAGAAGUUUUGGUUGGCUUGUUGUUCCUGGUUUUCCCCUUCAUCCCAGCCAGCAACCUCUUCUUCAGGGUGGGAUUUGUGGUGGCAGAGCGAGUCCUUUACAUGCCGAGUAUGGGUUACUGCAUCCUUUUUGUCCAUGGUCUAAAAAAACUGUCUACAUGGUUAAAGAAGUGGAGAAUUACAGCUCUGACCCUCUUUGCUUUACUGCUGCUGCUGUUCUCUUGGAAGACAGUGAAACAGAAUGAAAUCUGGCUGUCACGAGAAUCCCUUUUCAGCUCAGGAGUGAAGACCCUGCCCCACAAUGCCAAGGUGCACUACAACUAUGCCAAUUUUCUGAAAGACCAGGGCCGUAACGUUGAAGCAAUCUACCACUACAAAACUGCUCUCAAACUGUACCCUCGACAUGCAAGUGCUCUCAACAACUUGGGGACAUUGACCAAAGACGUAGUGGAGGCAAAGGACUACUACAGACGGGCCCUUCAGUUAAACCCUCAGCACAAUCGAGCUCUUUUCAAUCUUGGCAACCUGCUCAAGUCACAAGGGAAGAAGGAGGAAGCUGUAAUCUUACUGCGGGACUCCAUUAAGUAUGGCCCAGAGUUUGCAGAUGCUUACUCAAGCCUGGCCUCUCUGCUGGCCGAGCAGGAACGGCUUAAGGAAGCAGAGGAGGUCUAUAAGGCUGGCAUAGAGAAUUGUCCAGAGAGCUCCGAUCUGCAUAACAACUACGGCGUUUUCUUGGUCGAUACUGGGGCUCCAGAGCGAGCUGUGUCCCACUACAGGCAGGCCAUCCACCUGAGCCCUUCACACCAUGUGGCCAUGGUGAACCUGGGCAGGCUUCACCGCUCCCUGGGGCAGAACAAAGAGGCUGAAACAUGGUACAAGCGGGCACUGAAGGUCUCCCGGAAGGCUGAAAUCCUGUCCCCGCUGGGAGCUCUGUAUUACAACACAGCACGCUACGAAGAGGCCUUGCAGGUUUACAGAGAAGCGGCUUCGCUGCAGCCUUCAAACAGAGAGAUCCGACUGGCGCUGGCUCAGGUUUUAGCCAUGAUGGGACGGACAAAGGAAGCCGAAAAGAUGACGAAUCAUAUACUCCGCGAGGAUAUGGGGUGUCUGGAGUGCUACCGCCUUCUGUCAGCCAUCCACAGCAAACAGGAGCACUAUGCCAAGGCACUUGAAGCUAUAGAAAAAGCUCUUCAGCUAAAACCAAAGGAUCCAAAAGUCAUCUCAGAGCUCUUUUUCACUAAAGGAAACCAGCUAAGAGAACAGAAUCUCCUUGACAAGGCUUUUGAGAGCUAUAAACGGGCUGUGGAGCUCAACCCAGACCAAGCACAGGCUUGGAUGAAUAUGGGAGGCAUUGAGCACAUCAAGGGAAGCUACGUCACUGCCCGUGGCUACUAUGAGAAAGCCUUACAGCUGGUUCCAAACAGCAAGUUGCUCAAGGAGAAUCUGGCCAAACUGGAUCGCUUGGAGAAACGGUUUCAAGAAGUCCAGGAGAAGGACCAAACAUAGCAUUCAGUCACCAGUGGAAACAAACUCAUGCCCCUCAGAGAAGUGUAUGGUGGAAGCCUAUUGCUCAAAGUGAUGAUGAAGGAACUUUGAUAGGAUUCAGAAUGGCAGAAGGCAAAUUUUGAAUGCAUGUUUAUGUUUGACCAAAGUUACAGGAGACACUCAGCUCCUGUGGGACAUGCUGGAGAAUGAAUGAAUGAAAACAUUCCUUUAAUCAAGAUUUACAUUUAGGCUGAACCCAUUUUGAUCACACCAGGAAUGUGGGUGGGACAUGUACCUUCAGUAUCUCGGUUAUCACUGGGGAAACCCUGGAGACAAAGCAAUCACCUAUUGCAGCAGGGGUGAAGUGGCACCUCCUGUUACUCAACACAGGCUCACCUCGUCCACAUAAAGUACCACUGAUGGGUUUCGUUGCAAGCGCUGCCAGAUCCCUCUGAGCCAGGAAAAAUGGUCAUAAUGGUCACAUAAAAAGGUUUCAAGGGGUUAAUACUGUGGAAGAGGUAGCUGCUUUUACAGCUCUAAUUGUGACUUGAAAAUUAUUCUAAAGAAAGGGAAAAUGGUAUCCGAAUGUCACCUUAGAAAGAUGAUUCUACAAGUAGGACAAAUGAUCCUUUGAGGGAAAACCUCAUCUGAAUGUUUUACUCAUAAGAGUCAUUUUGUAGCAAUUUGGGUUAAUAGUGUCAGUAUUAUCAAAUAUCAUAUGGCUUUACCCUUUGCCCUCUCCCUCCAGGACAAAUAAUUAUUACUCUGAAAAAAAAAUGGAAGCAUCCAAAGAUAGUUGGAAGAUCUACGAUUACUUGUCCUCCUGUGCAGUCCCCACUAAAGAAACAACCAACCAAUCAGAUCAGUGUAGGAGGUAAAGCCACGGAGAGAUUAAAGAAGAUUUUCUAGCCUGGAAUGGUACUGAGAAGGCUUUUUUUUUAUGGAUGUGCAGGAACAAAGCCUGUUUAUCAAAACACUUUGUCGAAGUGUUCUCACCCACUCCCCCAAAAGAUAAAGAAAAUGACCUAUAGCUGAUCCAUCAUAAAUCUAUAUUUUUAAAUACUGAAGUGGGAAGACAAAUUCUCUUCUGAAAUGGGGCUUUUAUUUUUGAGCUUUAUUUAUUUAACUUAUAGUAAUACUCAAAUAAAUAAUAUAUUUUCACUGGUUUAUAUGAGUUGAGCACAGCUGGCCAUAUGGCUGGGCAUUGGUGACUUGUAUUGUCUGAACUUAGAACAAUGCAGUACCACAAGACACGCUUGGAAACUCCCCCUGAUGAUGUUUCUAAAGUAAAUGGCUGUAGAGUACAUGGGACGAUACUGUCACUCCAGCAGCAGCACUUCUGCUGCUUCCACCAGGGUUUGCACCAGUUCACGUGGCAUGUUAAUAGGAUUGUGCUUGGUGCUACUGCCUUUGGGUGUGGACAACAGGUUAAGUCAUCAGUUUGUUCCUCUUGCAUCAGGAAACCACCACACAAAAAAAAGUUGUUGUAUGUGAACUUGAUUGUGUCAAUCCCUGCAGAAGAGCAUCCUGGGCUUUGCCAUUGUUAGUAAAGGACGGUCCAGAUUAGUUCUGUGAUGCCUUGAUACACGUCUGUCAAGAAAAGCCUAUGUGUCAGUGACCCAUAUGACACUCAAAUUUACUUGGUGCAGGCCAUGUCACCUCAGCAAGCUUCAAAUUCAGCCAGCAUGAUGGGACAGAUGUGUGCUGGUGGCUUGGCUGGUUUCCUUUAAAAAGCUCAGUGUGUGGCCACUGCUGGUGGUUCAGUUACUGACAAGUUGUUAGCAUGACACAGCUGUAUUUGGAGCUUGAGGGAGUCUUCACUGGUGCAGAUGUCUGCCCUGCCAGGGACUGUGGACCUGCUAGAGCCGUGGCUGUGUGCCCACUGAUUCAAGGCUGGACUUGGGAGGGAUAGGUCCCAACUUGCCAAAGAGAUCAGCCAGUGCCCACAGCUGGGCAGAGAUGGGAGGGAGUGGCUAUUGUGGGGAGAAGGUGGUGACAGACAUUUCUGGGCUCUCUGUCUUUGAACUACCUUCCCAAAGGAGCAGAAGGGACCAAAAUAAGUCUUUUGCUGGUGAAUUUCCCCUUCUGCUCCCAGUCCCAGCAGCCCACUUUGCUUUCUAGGGCUGAGGGCAGGUUUGAGGUCUUGAGUCUGGGUCAGCAACCCUUUUUUUUUCACAUGACUUUUAUGUCUUUGGAUUUGCUGACAUUUCUGCACGUCUCCAGCACAGGCACUCCACUAAAAGCCAUGCAUGGAGGAGUAUUGCACAACAUUGGUACUGCCAGGAUGGCCAGGAAUAGAUGGAGUCAUACCAACAGAGUCUGAUGGAAUGGGGAUACCAAUGCUUAAAUGGGCUCUAUGAGCAGUUGGUUCCCCACUGUGUAUUGCAAAACUACAGAUGGCUCGUUACUGGGGUAUUCAGAGGUACCUGAGUACUGGAGUACUCAAAGAGCUCCCUGCCUCUGCCCAGGGUGAGCCUUCCUUGGGGGCACUUUCACCAAAGACCCAUGUGCCCAAGCCGGCUGCUUGUCUGUGGUAUGGCUGUGUGGCAGCGAGUCUGGGGCUGUCAGAGCACUAUUUCAGGCAACCCCCAACAGCCAUGCCAUGCAAACCCUCCCCACAGGGGGAGGCACCUGCAGAGUGCUCCAACAGCUACCUGAAACAUAGGGGGAUAGGUGUGUGUGGGGGGAGAUAUUUCUCAUUUGAAAACAUGUAUCAGCUAUAAACUUUGCUUCAUAAAGUUAUAUUAAAUAAAUGCUAUAUAUUCUACAGGCCCCACAACAGUGUGGCUUCAAAUUGUGGCCAAUGGAACAUAUUUUUUCAAAUAAAGAAGAAGUUGUAUUUUUUAUAGCAAAGCCUUGUGAGGGGGAAGAGUUGGUUUUGUGUUUUUAACUUCAGCUUAAAUCUUAGUUUGUCUUUCCUGAGAGGCCUGGUAGAAAUGAUUGUCCCUUUCCUGUCCUUAGAACCUGAUCAAAGCCAUCUUGACCUCCUAAAACCAAUGCAUGUCUAAAGGUAUAAUAUAGCUUUGGGUGCCUGCUUCCCAGAUUACCCAAGGAUUACUAUAUUUGCAACACUGUCUUACUUGCAGAAUAAUGUAGGAAGGUGAGACCAUCCGCCUGGUGAGGGAGGCGGUCUGGUUGGAAAGCAUAGCAUAUGUUCAUCCACUCACCUGAAUUAGGCAGGUAAUGUAUCUACAGAGUUUAGUUUCAGUCAAACUGGAUUAUGUUUAUAUGCCAAAAGGCUGACUCUCCACAUUUUGAAGAGGGGUUUGUGGUAGCUAUGGAGAGAGGAGGGCUCGAUUUUCCUGAACCAGCACUUUAUACCCCCCUAUGCAGGAUGACGGUGAUGGUCUGCAAACUGGCAGCGUAUUUGGAGGAACGAUGGUUCAGACCCUGGGCUACCAAAGCAGUAAAACUUUUAUGAAGUUCUGAGCUGACUCCCUGUCUCAUUGGUGUCCACACUGAAGUGUUGUGUUCGUUGAGAACAUUAAUCUUACGAAAGGUUUAUUUGCAGGCGAAGAGGAAUGGAGUAUGAUACGAUAUGGGUUUACCUCCAGUGAAAGGAAGGGCAGUUGUGGAAGAUAAAUAGAGCAACUUACUUUGUGAUAAACUGGAUAUUAUCCUAAUUAAUCAUAGGAAAUGUCCUCUUCUUCUAGCAUUGCACAGGUUCUAAAAUAAUGAGUUCUAAAUACAUUGUUUUCUGCCAACUCCAGUGCUCAGCAUGGUUAGCAGAGAUUACAAAUUAAUAAAUGGCUGAAGCUUUACCUUGUGAGGGAGAGUUUGCUCUUUCUGCAAGCUUCAUUGGCUAAACCUCAGUGCUCACCAAUACUGAAGUGGAGAAUUAACACAAAGCUGGUUAGACAGGACUUUCAUAUAUUCACUGUGCAUCUUAAUUCUAAAUGAGAAACAUAAUUGUGUUGCUUUUUCCUUUCCCCGUGAAUAAUAUUUUUGGCUGAUAGAUUUUUGUUCUAUUUCAUUGCUUAUUUAAAGUCUCACAUUCUUUACUUCUAUUCCUUUUCCCAUCCCCUGAGAUAAAUGAUGUGGUGGGGGCAAUUUCUCUCUCUUACAGACUCCUUGGACUAGAAUUUCCUACAAAUGCGCAGGCAACUUGUUUUGGCCAAAGAGUAAAUGAAUGCAGCAGUGUAAAUGUCCUUCAGUCCAGAGAUCUUGAUGAGGACAGGGUGGGGGGUGAUGGGCAUGUAUGCACAUGGGUGAAAGAAGUCUAAAUCAGAAAAAAUCCAAAAUAAAGAGCCUAACUUGCAGGGGAGGCUGGAAAUCCCUCAAACUGUCUAAAAGCUACAAAAGCUUUUCAACAGUUACAGAAAAAAAACAGGUGAAAUAUAAUGUACAGUAUUUGGUAAAGAAAAAUGAUUGCCAUUCUAAUUUUAAUAAUUAGGUCAUUUAAAAUACAAUUGUAUUGUAAAAUGAUUGUAAAAUACAAUCUUUUGUCCCACUUGUCCUCAGCUCAGUGAAACAGUUGGUAUAUGCUUAAGCCUCCUCAAUCUGUAUGUGAUUUAAGUUGACCAAGUGCUCAAAUUCUGUCUUUCAUAUAUGCAAUUAUGCUCAAUCGUUGGAAUAUAAUAGCCCUUAGAGAGGGGUGGUUUUUUUCCUCCAACCUUCUGUCUCUUGCAGCAAUUUCAAAAUGCACCAUUUUGCUUUCAUUACAUUUAAAGCCAGCAGAAAACAAAAAAAAAGGAAAAGAGGGGAGGGUCAAAAAGCGCUUGGCAUUCACUAGUGUUUCAUUGUGGCAAAACUGCUUCAGGAAAUGUUGGUAACUUUGUGCAAAAGUUCAUUGCCACGUUUGUACUGACUUGCUGACAUUUUUUUUUCUUCUGGAAAAUCCACCUCCCCCCCCCCCAGUGGUAUCCUCUGUAAAAGUUAUGGCUUCUCCACCUGUAUUACUGUAGAAAUCUCUGCCUGAAGUGGAUGUCGCACCGUGUGUUCCUCUCACUCGGGAAUUGUUUGCGUUGCCUGUUGUUAAUAUGGUUCCUACUUCUGUACCUGAUUCUUUUUUAAUCAGUUGUAUGUGUCUUUUUCUUUCUUUUUUUAAAAAAGAAAACAGCCCAUGGAUUUGAAAACUUUUAAAAAGAAAUCCACACUUAGCAGUUGCUGAAUAUAUGUCAGUGGUACAGGAACUUGCAAAGCCUUUGCUUUUUUCACCGUGGGACUUAUGGCUAGACGUCACAUAAAGGAGCUAUGCUCUCCAAGUCUUUGCAAAAGAAAAUGUAUGUAAAUGUCUAUUUUGUAUAAAAAGUAAGAAAAGUAA